Molecule: messenger RNA, 2518 nt
Organism: Sus scrofa (pig)
Lineage: Eukaryota; Metazoa; Chordata; Mammalia; Artiodactyla; Suidae
Gene: RRAGA
Product: Ras related GTP binding A
Biological process (GO): negative regulation of autophagy; cellular response to starvation; positive regulation of TORC1 signaling
Cellular component (GO): lysosome; nucleus; Gtr1-Gtr2 GTPase complex
Molecular function (GO): GTP binding; GTPase activity
Source: RefSeq, a predicted model, not a curated record
CGUACACCUUGCAAUCGUAACCUCAGUUUAUUAGGAGAACAGAACGCCAGAGUCCUGGGUUCUCCCCCCAUUUUCUCUUUCGGAUGGGCCCUGCAGAGUGUCAGUAAAAGAGCAGUUUAUCGAAGCUCGUUGGGCAGCGACGGCCGAGAGCGCGGGUUCUCGCGAGAUCGCCCCCGGAAGUGGGUGGCAGCGGAGACGCAGAGACUCUCUCCGGAAGGCCAGCGUUUUUCCGGAGCUGCUGCAGCUGUCCGCCCCCCACCGGCGCUCUCCUCUGAGCAAGAACUCACUCGUGGCGGCCUUUCCAGCCCCGAGCUCGCACCUUCGGCUUCCCCGACUGCACAGCGGCGGGCCCAGUCAGCGAGCCCCCGCGACUCCGGCCCCUUCCCUCCCUCCGCGCUGCAGUUAGGCCGCGCCCUGAGGCCCAGUCCGCGGCAGCUCCGGCGGGUGAUGCCAAAUACAGCCAUGAAGAAAAAGGUGCUGUUGAUGGGGAAGAGCGGGUCGGGGAAGACCAGCAUGAGGUCGAUUAUCUUUGCAAAUUAUAUCGCUCGCGACACCCGGCGCCUCGGUGCCACCAUUGAUGUGGAGCACUCCCACGUACGAUUUCUGGGCAACCUGGUGCUGAACCUGUGGGACUGUGGCGGUCAGGACACCUUCAUGGAAAAUUAUUUCACCAGCCAGCGAGACAACAUUUUCCGUAAUGUCGAGGUCCUGAUUUACGUGUUCGACGUGGAGAGCCGCGAACUGGAAAAGGACAUGCAUUAUUACCAGUCCUGUCUGGAGGCCAUCCUCCAGAACUCUCCUGAUGCUAAAAUCUUCUGCCUGGUGCACAAAAUGGAUCUGGUUCAGGAAGAUCAGCGUGACCUGAUUUUUAAAGAGCGAGAGGAAGACCUGAGGCGUUUGUCUCGCCCUCUCGAGUGCGCCUGUUUCCGAACAUCCAUCUGGGAUGAAACGCUCUACAAAGCCUGGUCUAGCAUCGUCUAUCAGCUGAUUCCCAAUGUUCAGCAGCUGGAGAUGAACCUCAGGAAUUUUGCCCAAAUUAUUGAGGCCGAUGAAGUUCUGCUGUUCGAGAGAGCAACCUUCUUGGUCAUUUCCCAUUACCAGUGCAAAGAGCAGCGCGAUGUCCAUCGGUUCGAGAAGAUCAGCAAUAUUAUUAAGCAGUUCAAGCUGAGCUGCAGUAAAUUGGCCGCUUCCUUCCAGAGCAUGGAGGUUAGGAAUUCUAACUUCGCUGCUUUCAUCGACAUCUUCACAUCAAACACCUACGUGAUGGUGGUUAUGUCUGAUCCCUCGAUCCCUUCUGCAGCUACACUGAUCAACAUUCGCAAUGCCAGGAAACACUUUGAGAAGCUGGAGAGAGUGGACGGCCCCAAGCACAGCCUCCUUAUGCGUUGAAUACUGCCAAAAUACGCUUUCUGAAAAUGCUGAAUUGCCUUUCUCCCCCCACCCCCACCCGCAUCCUUUUCUUUUUAAUAUUCAUAAUGUUGUGUGCUUAAAAGUGGGCUUUGAAAUGUGUGCUGCUUACUCCUUCCUUCUCUUUCUUCCCUGCUCCCCAAUCUUUAAGCCUUGGACGCUAUUUACUCAGCUAUCCAGUAGAGCUUUCAAGAUGGCCUUUCUGAAAAGUUGGUAUGGUAAACAGUAAAGUAGGUGGUGUGUGUGUGUGCUCUGAUUACCUGGUUAUAAAGAUAUACACAUCAAAGCCUUUACAUUACCUUCCUGUAUUCCUUGAUUGCAAAGAUGGAAUGUUAUUUUAUCAGCAAGGUAUUAAAAUGCAUUUAUAAAUUCUACUUGGCUUCAAUCAUGAAUAAACAUUUGCUUGUUAGCAAUUUAAAAUAUGGUCUUAUUUGAAAUAAUUUGAACAUGGUUAAUACUAAAUCUCUAGAUUCUGACUGCCCACAAGUAUUGCCUAACAAGUUAACUUAAUUUUGUGAUCUUGGCUCCCAUUGCCUUAGCAAUGUUUAAUAUUGACUGUACAAGUGUGAUUAAUAAAGGGACUCUGGAGCUAGACCACCUGAGCUGAGUUAGUAUUCUAGUCCCUUCUCUUACUAGCUUGAUGAACUGAGAAGGUACUUAAUUUUACUAUGUUUCUUUCCUCAUUUUGUAAAAUAGGGAUAAGAAAAGCAUUGCUUCAUUAAGACUAAAUUAAAACAGGGACAGCAUUUAGAAUGGUGCCUGCCACAUGCUCAGUACUGUUCACUGUCAGUACCACCUUCUGGGCCAUUCUUCCUCCUCUUUCCCAAAUUACUGGAUGUGAAACUUGGCAAAAUAUUUGAGCCCUUACUCGAUCCCAGGUAUUCUUAAAUAGUUGAUUGCAUUUUUCUUCUUAAUCCUCACAACCUGUGAGGACUUUCAUCUAAAAGAUGAAUAAACAGGUAUGACCUUAUUAAGGUCAUAUAGCUGAACCUAGGCAAUGAGUACAGAUCCUCCCCCUCCUAAUCCUUACAUGCCACUACUUGAUAGAAAAGUUAAUCAUAAAAAUCCUAGCUUUUUAGGUGUAUAUUAUUCCUUCAUAUAAUUUCACUAA